UCCCCCUGGAUUUUUUGGAAUAAACUGUCUGGGGAAUUGUAUGACUUACUGUGGAGGAAACAGAUCAUGUGACCCCGUUACUGGUGUGUGUCAUGAUAGAUGCAUAGAAGGACUCAAUGGAGCUCUAUGUAAUGAAGAAAAACCCAUCUCCAGUCCUCCUACAUGUAACAGUGACAAAACGAGCAUUAUUAUUGGAGUUAUUAUCUCUGUUGUCAUUGUUGUCAUCGGAAGUGCAAUCAAUUUCAUACUGUGGAAGAGGAACCAAUCAAUAAUUGCAGUGAAAUGUGAUCUUAAAUCAAGUGCAGAUCAAAAGGAUGUUGACUUCACAGGUAAAAACAUCCCAUAUUACCUCAUUUACUUCUAAUCAAAUAACAUGAACACUUUCAAUUCCUAACAACUUAGAA
Molecule: messenger RNA, 404 nt
Organism: Saccostrea cuccullata (small rock oyster)
Lineage: Eukaryota; Metazoa; Mollusca; Bivalvia; Ostreida; Ostreidae
Exons: 4
Coding region: 41-364 (107 amino acids)
Source: RefSeq, a predicted model, not a curated record